Molecule: messenger RNA, 1455 nt
Organism: Aspergillus mulundensis
Lineage: Eukaryota; Fungi; Ascomycota; Eurotiomycetes; Eurotiales; Aspergillaceae
Product: glutamyl-tRNA(Gln) amidotransferase subunit HER2
Exons: 4
Coding region: 1-1455 (484 amino acids)
Biological process (GO): mitochondrial translation; glutaminyl-tRNAGln biosynthesis via transamidation
Cellular component (GO): mitochondrion; glutamyl-tRNA(Gln) amidotransferase complex
Molecular function (GO): glutaminyl-tRNA synthase (glutamine-hydrolyzing) activity
Source: RefSeq, a predicted model, not a curated record
AUGUCACUCCUGCUGGAAGCUGAGAGAUAUGCCGCUAAUCAGAGUUCCCAUAUCGCACUCAAUGCCUUCAUAUCCCCUUUGCCCCGGCAAUCCGGACAGUGGCACAAGCAGGCGAAAGAUGCGGACCUUCGGGCGAAGCAAGGGAACCCCAAGUCUAAGUUAGACGGCCGACUCAUCGCGUUCAAAGAUAAUAUAUGCACACGCGACUUUCCCACAACGUGCGCCUCGAGAACACUUGAGACAUUUACGAGUCCGUUCGAUGCGACGGUAGUUCAGCAAGUAGAAGAUGCCGGGGCCAUCGUCGCCGGGAAGACCAAUUUAGACGAGUUUGGUAUGGGAUCUCAUUCCGUCAAUUCGCACUUUGGCCAUGUCAGGAAUCGCCGACAUCUCUCAGCGGGAGGAAGUUCUGGUGGUAGCGCAGUUGCUGUCGCUACGGAACAGUGCUAUGCCUCACUAGGAACGGACACUGGCGGAUCAAUUCGCCUUCCUGCCGCGUACACGGGGACUGUUGGCUUCAAGCCUUCAUAUGGGCUGUUAUCUAGAUGGGGCGUUGUUGCAUAUGCAAACUCAUUAGACACGGUUGGUAUCCUGGCCAAGCGAACAUCAGUGGCUCGAGAUGUCUUUGACGUCCUUAAUAAGCACGACCCUCGCGAUCCGACAAGCCUCUCACCGUUAUCAAGGUCCAGGGUGCUCUCAAAAUUGAGCGCGCCUCAUCUCUCCUCCCGCCUCAAAUCUUUACCCCUCCGGAUCGGCGUUCCGCUCGAGUAUAACAUCUCUGAACUGUCCCCCUCAGUGCGACAAGCUUGGUACCGCUCUCUGGAGCGUUUAAGCCAGCAGGGCCACACCGUUGAGCCUGUAUCGCUGCCUAUGACCAACCAUGCCCUGUCAGCGUACUACAUACUUGCCCCGGCCGAAGCGUCUUCAAACCUGGCAAAAUACGACGGCGUCAGGUACGGCACUCAAUUCACAAACAAGCUAUAUGCGAAGACUAGAGGCGCAGGAUUUGGCCCAGAGGUCAAGAGACGAAUCAUGCUAGGUGCAUUCAGUCUGAGCGCCCAGGCCAUGGACAAUUACUUUGUUCAAGCACAGCGCAUCCGGCGUCUCGUUCAGCGUGAUUUUGAUGCCGCUUUCAGAGCAGCGCAUCCGUUGGCUGCUGAGCCGCCAUAUUCUCAAACCGGAGUCGAUGUUCUCAUCUGUCCGACCGCACCGUCACCACCACCAUCCAUCAACCUCACAAUAAAUGGGGCCGGACCUUUGGAUGCCUACAUAAAUGAUGUGUUCACGGUGCCUGCCAGCUUGGCCGGUCUUCCGGCUGUUUCUGUUCCUGUUUAUGGCGAUGAUGCUGCUGGCAAUCAAGGAAGCGCGGGGGUGGCUGGUAUUCAAGUAAUUGGCCAGUAUGGUGAUGAUGAACUUGUGUUAAAAGUCAGUGAAUUGCUGGAGGGAUGUGGACUGUAA